This is a messenger RNA of Mangifera indica (mango), 1316 nucleotides long. RefSeq lists its product as uncharacterized. The transcript has a single exon. The record is from RefSeq and is a predicted model, not a curated record. Bases 267 to 1148 code for a protein of 293 amino acids. NCBI's taxonomy places the organism in Eukaryota, Viridiplantae, Streptophyta, Magnoliopsida, Sapindales, Anacardiaceae.
ACCUCAAUUAACAUAAAAUCACCAUACAUCUCUCAACUCAACUUUUAAUAUUUAUAUCUAUAUAUGUCUACAUAAUACACAUUCCUCAUCUCCUCUCUCUUCUCUCUGUUUCUCAGAAACUUCAACUGGACAACAAAACACACACCCCCCUUCCUUCCCUUUUACUUCUUCAUCAAAACUCACCAAUGGACUACCUCUCCCUUCACUUCCACAAUUUCAUUCACACUUAAUUAUUUAUUUUUCCAUAUUCAGUUUGCUCUAAGUAAAUGAGGUGUAAAAAACAUCAAUCCGACCUCACUAGCAGCGUCGGCGUCUGCGCCUCUUGUCUCCGAGAACGUCUCUUUGCUCUUAUAGCUGCACACGCCCAAGCUCAAGCUCAAGCUCAACGCGCCACCUUAGAACAAGAUACCCGGAAACAACACGACCCUCCUCCUCUUAUAUUCCCUCGUUCCGUUUCUCCUUACGUCACUCGUCGAAAAUCUGACGACACCACCACUCCAUGGUCCUACCACAACCCUUUUUACAGUACUCCUCAAGUGGGUCCCACCUCCACAACAUCUACUUUCUCUGCUAAGAAGAAAUACGGCAAGUUGUCUAUAUUUUCCAAUCUAUUCAGGUCCAGAUCCGAAAAUUUCAAUUCGGAUCCUUCUGUUCCUUAUACGGAUUCCUGCGACUCUUCCUCCUCCUCGUUCCUUUCAUCGAUAUUUCGUUCUCGCCGGAAAAAGCAAUCGACUUUCUGUUAUCCAGAAGAAUCUACAGCCGGUGGCCAGAGAGAUUCUCGAGUGUCAAAUCGCGGAAUGUCCCCGGCGAGAGGAGUAGAUUAUGACGAAGACUGCGUUCGGUCGCCGUGGGGUAGUUGGGAAUCGUCGGAAGAGUGGCGAAAAACGCCGAUGACAGCACCAGCUGCAGUCAGACGGACGCGAACGGGACAAAACAGGAACGUGUCUGGAUUGGCGUUUUGUUUGAGUCCGUUGGUAAGGGCCAGUCCAUGUCGGCAGUGGAACCAGAAGGGUGGUUUGCCACCAGACAUUGGAUUCUCGGGCGAGAUAAGGGGUACGGUAAAGCCACAACUAUCAACUGCGGCGUCGUUUUGUGCAAAUCGAUCGAGGAAGCUUGCUGAUUUUGGGAGAGUGAAUCAGAAGCGUUGAGUGUUGUGCACGUUGACAUUCACCCAUCCACCAUGGUUGUGAUAACGUGUUAAUAAAAUGUACGGUUCUUUUACCCUUUACUCCUUUGCUGUAUUAAGAUUUUAUUAUUUUUUUACUUAUUGACAUGGUUUAUAAAUGAAAAAUACAAAUCAAAUCCAGUGAAAAGAA